GUCAGCAAUCUCACAGACUGGCUCGAGUUAGGCAAGGGAAUUUAUUGGAUAUCUGGCAAAGCAGGCUCCGGCAAGUCUACUCUUAUGAAGCAUCUUGGAGAUCACUCGCGCACAGCGGAGCUUCUCUCCACAUGGGCCGAGCCCUAGGAGUGCAUCGUCGCGCGCCAUUACUUCUGGAGCGCCGGUACGCGGCUGCAAAAGUCUAUCAACGGGCUGCUGAGAUCACUGCUUUACGAGAUUUUCCGCCAAAUGCCUGACCUAAUCGACAGAAUCUUGCCCGAGGGGCCUGGCCAAAACGAGUACCGUCUCCAAUCGGGCGAGGAUGGCCGGGACUGGUCAAUCUUCGAGUUGGAACGAAUAGUGAAUCAAAUGGUCGAUUGCGACAAGUUGGCCUUGCGCUUCUGCUUUUUUAUCGACGGGCUGGAUGAGUACGACGGGGACCACCAGAAACUGAUCCAGAUCCUUUCUCGGCUUGCGUCGUCACCAAAUGUUAAGCUUUGUGUUUCAAGCCGGCCGUGGAAUGUGUUUGAAGAUGCUUAUGGCAAAUCGAGCUUGUGGAAAUUAGCCCUCCAAGAUUUGACUCAAGACGACAUCCGACGCUACACAGAGAGUAUGCUCAAAGAACACCCCAAUUGGGGAGAAUACUCGAAAGCUGAACACACUCUUGUGGAGGAGAUUACCAAAAAGGCCCAGGGAGUAUUUCUAUGGGUAUUUCUGGUUGUCCGUUCCGUCCACGAAAGUGUAACUAACGGCGAUGGUGUGUCAACCCUACGACGACGAAUAAGCCAACUUCCCCAGGAUCUCGAGACCUUUUUCAAGCACAUCCUCAACUCCAUCGAUCCAUUUUACCACCCCCAAAUGGCGCAAAUGUUCCACAUCGCAUUGCAGGCCGAAGAGCCACUUAACAUUAUGCUGUAUUCCCUGACAGACUAUUGCACGCAGGACCUCUCUCAGGUCUUACGUCUUCCCGUUGAACCAAUGGACAAACACGAUGUCUUCACCAGGCGGAAGCAAAUGAUUCGCCGACUCGACGGCCGCAGCAAGGGCCUGCUUGAGGUUCAAGCUGACCAUGCUGCGAGCGAUUAUCUGGGUCCGCGAGUGACCUUUCUUCACCGCACAGUUCGUGAUUUUCUCCUCACAAAAGAAAUGGCCG
Molecule: messenger RNA, 1153 nt
Organism: Colletotrichum phormii
Lineage: Eukaryota; Fungi; Ascomycota; Sordariomycetes; Glomerellales; Glomerellaceae
Exons: 1
Source: RefSeq, a predicted model, not a curated record